AACCAAUGCCAGUGUGUUGAUUACAAAUAGCAUCGCCAUUUCGAAUCCCCCGCUGUUUCCUUAGUGCGAAGAGAGAGACCUACGGACGGACUCGAAGUAGCAGAUUCUGAUUUGUGCUGUGUUGUGUUGUGUUGCCCGUGUUACCGCUCUGUGAUUGUACUGGACAAACUGCUGAGGCUCAUCAGACGUAUAUUCCUCGGUUGAAAGCAGCUUGGAGCCAUGAUGGAUCGAACCGUUGCUGUGCUAUAUGGUUCAGAGACCGGCAACGCACAUGACUAUGCCGAGACGUUGAGCUCGUCGUUGGAGAGGCUCCAUUUCAAGGUGACGUGCUCGUCGCUUGACGAUUUCGAUCUAAAGAGCCUUAUCUCUACACGAGUGCUGGUUGUGAUUUGCUCCACGACGGGCCAGGGCGAGUUCCCGAAGAACGCUCGUAGAUUCUGGAAGUUCAUGCUGAAGAAGAAGCUGCCGCACGACCUGCUGAACCACAUCAUCUUCACGUCGUUUGGCCUGGGAGACUCCUCGUACCCGAAGUUCAACUGGGCCAUAAAGAAGCUCCACAAUAGACUGCUACAGUUGGGAGCCGUGGAGUUCUCGAAGCGAGCAGAAGGUGACGAGCAGAGCUCACAGGGCAUAGACGGCUACUACAUCGAGUUCCAGAAGCUGCUCGUGGAGAACCUCAUGAAGGAAUUCCCAUUACCACAGGGACUGGAGCCGAUUCCUGAUGAUACACUGCUGGCUCCAAAGAACAGGCUAAUGGUGGACAUGCGUAAGCCAAAGAGACAGACGGAUGAUAAGGUGAAGCAGGUGGCAAUGACGAGACAAGACGCAGAGCUGGUGCCGGUCAAGGUGUCCUGUAACACGAGAAUCACCUCACUAGAGCACUUCCAAGAUGUCCGUCAUUUCAGCAUCCAUUCCACGGAACCCUUGACGUACGAGCCCGGUGACACCGUCUCAUUAUACCCUACAAACGACCCACAAGAGGUACAGACAUUGAUAGAGAUUCAGGACUGGCAUGAGAUUGCGGACAGGCGAGUCGACAUUGAAGGUGAAGCUCCAAAGAUUGACGGAGGCUACGUCAAGAACAUGACGUUAAGGUCGUUACUGACCCACCAUUUGGACUUGAAAGCCAUUCCAAGAAGAUCCUUCUUCGGGCUGCUACAACACUUUGCCAGUGAUGAAAGAGAACGGGAAAAGUUACAAGAGUUUAGCUCUUAUAAGGAUCCAGAGGAGCUGUAUAACUACGCAAACCGACCACGCAGGUCGAUAUUGGAGGUCAUCCAGGAGUUCUUCAGCGUGAAGAUACCGGUGGAGUACAUCUUCGACCUGUUCCCUGUGAUUAAGCCACGGUUGUUUUCGAUUUCAUCUGAGCCUUCUGAGCAUAACAUCGACCUGACCGUGGCAAUUGUACAGUACAAGACGAUGAUUAGACGUGUGAGAAGAGGCUUGUGUACGACAUGGCUCAAGACUCUGAAUGUUGGCGACGAUAUCGUUGUGAAGAUCAACAGAAACUCGUUGAAGUUCCCACCGCUGGAUAAGCCAAUCAUUAUGAUUUCACCAGGUACUGGUAUUGCACCGAUGAGAUCUUUGAUCCGUCAACGUGUAUCGCAAGGAUGCGACAAAUCACAGCUGAUACUGUUUACAGGCAACAGAUACCACGAUAAAGAUUUCCUGUAUGGAGAUGAACUGACAAAGCUGGCACAGGAUGGUAAAUUGGAGCUGUGGACCUCAUUUUCAAGAGAAGCCGGUGGUUACGUCCAGGACACCCUGUACCUACAGGCAGAUGCCAUAGCAGAGCUCUUGACACACCGUGAUGCUGCCAUCUACAUAUGUGGAUCGUCAGGUAAGAUGCCUAACCAAGUGAGAGUGACCUUUGAGACAAUAUUACAGGAGACGAGAGGCUUAUCAAAGGAGGACUCUCAAAAGUAUUUGCAAGAAUUGGAGAUGAACGGAAGGUAUAUUCAAGAGACAUGGUGACUGUUUUUAGUAUCACAAGCAGCUCUGAUGUCCUGACAAACACCUCGUUCAUGAAUAACAGCAUAUUAAGUAUUUAUAGAGUGUUCAUAUUACAACAUUACAGUGCAUUACACCAUUCUGAAACAUGGACCAAGUCUCUCUUCAUGUUAGACGAAACAACGCUUCAACCUGAAUGCAUACACUAGACGUCACAAGUGAAUAUCGCGAGUAUAUCAUUGGUGUGGACCAUUAACACCACUUGCCAUAGUCCCUGAAGCCUCUUCCGUGCUCUUCUAGACUCCUCUUAAAACUCA
This is a messenger RNA of Williopsis jadinii, 2267 nucleotides long. It is a transcript of the gene TAH18, whose product is annotated as NAPDH-dependent diflavin reductase. Lineage: Eukaryota; Fungi; Ascomycota; Saccharomycetes; Phaffomycetales; Wickerhamomycetaceae. Bases 223 to 1974 code for a protein of 583 amino acids. Gene Ontology annotation, cellular component: cytosol. The record is from RefSeq and is a predicted model, not a curated record. The transcript has a single exon. Gene Ontology annotation, molecular function: FMN binding; NADPH-hemoprotein reductase activity; flavin adenine dinucleotide binding.